Messenger RNA from Triticum dicoccoides, 288 nucleotides. RefSeq names its product 60S ribosomal protein L35a-1-like. Gene Ontology annotation, cellular component: ribosome. The record is from RefSeq and is a predicted model, not a curated record. Gene Ontology annotation, biological process: translation. NCBI's taxonomy places the organism in Eukaryota, Viridiplantae, Streptophyta, Magnoliopsida, Poales, Poaceae. Gene Ontology annotation, molecular function: structural constituent of ribosome. The transcript is spliced from 3 exons. Bases 1 to 288 code for a protein of 95 amino acids.
AUGCUCGGCUUCAAGAGGUCAAAGUCGAACCAGUACGAGAGCACGUCGCUGGUGCAGGUCGAGGGGGUGAACACCAAGGAGGACGUGGCGUGGUACGCCGGGAAGCACCUGGCAUACGUGUACAAGGCCAAGACCAAGAGCAACGACACCCACUACCGCUGCCUCUGGGGCAAGAUCACCUGCCCUCACAGCAACUCCGGUGUCGUCCGUGCCCAGUUCGAGUCCAACCUCCCCGCGGAGUCCAUGGGGCGCAAGGUCAGAGUGUUCAUGUACCUGAGCAGCAUCUAA